Zea mays is the source of this 851-nucleotide messenger RNA. RefSeq names its product DUF4228 domain protein. NCBI's taxonomy places the organism in Eukaryota, Viridiplantae, Streptophyta, Magnoliopsida, Poales, Poaceae. Bases 76 to 693 code for a protein of 205 amino acids. The transcript has a single exon. The record is from RefSeq and is marked validated.
GAACGCACGCAAUCUCGCAGCAAACCGCCGGGCCCCUCGCGCGCACACACCUCAGCUCCCUCGUACCGGGGCUCCAUGGGCAACUUCGCAUCGUGCACGCUGGCGAGGACGGCCGGGGCCGGGAGGGCCAGCGGCUCGACCGUCGUGCUCCCGGACGGGCGGGUGCGGCAGGUGGCCCUCCCGGCCACGGCGGCCGAGCUGAUGCUCGACGCGCCGGGCCAUUUCCUGGCGGACGCGCGGGCGCUGCGGCCCGGGCGGCGGAUCGAGGCGCUCGCGGCGGACGAGGGCCUCGUGCGCGGGGCGCUGUACGCCGUGCUCCCCAUGAAGCGCCUGGGCGCCCCCGUGGCGCCCGCCGACGUGGCGCGCCUGGCGGCCGCGGUGGUGGCCAGCGGGGAGAAGGCGCGGGCCACGAGGGGGAGGACGCGGCCGGUGUCGUCCCCCGCCGCCACGGCCAAGGUCGCCGCCGUCUUCGUCGCGCCGCCCGAGACGCUCGAGGCCGCGGCCCUUGAGCUCCAGGAGACGGACGCGUCCAAGCCGAGGGCCCCGAGGCUGGAGGAGAUGGCCGUCGACGACGCAGCGGCCGCGGCCGAGAUCGAGGAGCUCAAGCAACGCCUCAGCGGCGGCGGGCGGCGGUCCAGGCGGCCCACGCUGGAGACCAUUCAGGAGGAGAGCUACGUGCCAGCGAGAUGCUGACGAUGCCAGUCAAUAAUGGCCAAAGCCAACCAAACAGAGAGAUGGCAAAGGCUGUUUCUCUGAUAGCCUCAUUUUAGUUGCGUACCGUAGGUGUGUUCGCCCCCUUCUCUAUUCGUACUCACCUUGUGUAAAUAGCACUACUUCCUUUUUUUUCCCCU